AUCACCAUUCACCACCACCAUCCCCACUUACUCCUCCUAAUUCUUCUAUUUUAUUCAAACCUUUUCGCUCUCUCUCUCUCUUGUUUUUCUCUCUCUAACAUGGAACAGCAGCAGCAGCGCCACGUCAGCACUAGCGGAGCUAGUAAUCCUGUGCUCCGCUACCCAACCGUGCGCGCCACCUUCACCCUCCCCUUCGCGCGCCUAAUCGCCGCCGACCGCCGCCGCCUUUUCCUCUCCGACUGCGCCGACCAUCGAUCGGACGACGAAGACGACGGCGACGGCGGAAACUGCGCGUACUCGCGGCCGGUGCUGGUUCUGGACAUGGUGUGGAACCUGGCCUUCGUGGUGGUGGCCGCUGGCGUGCUUCUCUCCACGUUCCGUGAGCGACCUUCCACUCCUCUGAGACUCUGGCUCUGUGGCUACGCCUUCGAGUGCGUCGUACACAUGGCUUUUGUGUACUACGAUUAUCGCACCUCAAUUCGCGAUUCCUUGUCUCACACUUCCUAUAGCAUUCUGAAGAAAUUAGAGCCUAUUAACACUCUGGCAUCAUCUGUUUGGUGGGUAUUUGGAUUUUAUUGGAUUGUUGUGGGUGGGCAAGCACUUUUAGAAGAUUCUCCGCGUCUCUAUUGGUUAACAGUGGUCUUUCUAGCAUUUGACGUUUUUUUUAUUAUCUUCUGCAUUGGGAUGGCGUGUAUAGUUUUCUUUGCUCUCUUCUGCAUCAUCCCAGUAAUAGCAUUAGCUUAUGCUAUGAGAAUUAGAGAAGGUGCAUCAGAAGAAGAUAUCAGGUUACUUCCAAAGUAUAGGUUUAGUCAGUCAAAUUUAUUGGAGAUGGUUAAUGACAACAAGAAGCAACUUGUUAAAGCAAGAGUAGAUUCAUGCACCGGAAGCCAUAGGAGUGAACUUUCUCUCCAUCCAGAUGAUUCAGAAUGCUGUAUCUGCCUAUGUCCAUAUGUUGAUGGAGCAGAACUGUAUCGCCUUCCCUGUACCCACCAUUUUCAUUGUGAAUGCAUCGGCCGUUGGCUUCGGACCAAAGCAACCUGCCCGCUCUGCAAAUACAAUAUCCUUAGAGGCGAUACAUUGGUUUGACCCUUCUUCGAGAUAAAGAUUGUACAACUGUGAGGUGCAUUAUCACUCCAAACAAACAUGACACUGGGAACCAGAACUUUGAUAAUCUGAUGACUAGUGUUGGUGUAUAGUAAGUAGAAAAGAAAAUGAAGUGCUCCACCCUUUCUGCUUUGAAAGGGUUCUCUAGUCUUAGGAUUUCAGUAUCCAUGAAGCUCUUGCAUCUUUAGAGUAGAAUGUUCUUAAGUUUAUGAUGGGGGAUGUAUAUAUUGUCGGUUUCCCCAUAAUUUGUACUUACGAGGGGAUUUAUGAAAACAAUUUUUCUGUACAGAGAUCAUCUUUUCGUUGUGUACUUUCCCCACAUCUACCAUCAAAUAAAUUCGAGUAUAAAGAUGACAAAAUU
This is a messenger RNA of Abrus precatorius (Indian licorice), 1465 nucleotides long. Its product is annotated as E3 ubiquitin-protein ligase At1g12760-like. The record is from RefSeq and is a predicted model, not a curated record. The transcript has 4 exons. Lineage: Eukaryota; Viridiplantae; Streptophyta; Magnoliopsida; Fabales; Fabaceae. Bases 100 to 1086 code for a protein of 328 amino acids.